UCGCACAUCUGUCAGCGCUCCUGGACCACAUCUGUCUCCCGGUCCACAUCUGUCUCCUGGUCCACCAGAGCCGCGGGUUACACAGAACACGAGACACUGAGGUUCCUCCCUGUGCUGUGUGUUGUGUCCUUGUCAGACGAUGGCGGAUGAAACGGAGGAUGUGGAGCUGAACGAGCAGGAGAGGACGCGAGGAGGCGCAGUCAUGAUGAGACACCCGGUGGCCUCCUUCUUCCACCUGUUCUUCCGAGUGCUUGCCAUCGUGGCCUAUCUGCUCUGUGACUGGAUCAGCAAGAACUUUGCCUCGUGUUUCGUCCUGAUCGUAACUCUGCUUUCUUUUGACUUCUGGUCCGUCAAGAAUGUGACUGGCAGGUUGCUGGUGGGGCUGCGCUGGUGGAAUCAGAUCGACGAGGACGGAAGGAGCCUCUGGGUGUUUGAGGCCAAGAAAUUUGUCCAGACCUCCCAGGGCAACAACACUGGGACGGAGGUAGAAGAGAGGAUAUUUUGGCUUGGUUUAAUCAUCUGUCCUCUCAUCUGGACGGUGUUCUUCUUCACCUGCCUGUUCUCCCUGAAGAUUAAGUGGCUGUAUCUGAUCGUAGCCAGCAUCUCCCUCCAAGCGGCCAACCUCUAUGGUUUUCUACGCUGCAAGGCGGUGGGGCAAGAUGGCCGGCCUCCAGACUCCCGCUCUUUCACGGGACGGCACCUCCUGCAGCGCCCGGACCUCAUCUUCGGGAUACUAUGAAGAUGACCUUCUCCACUAGUGCGUGUGUGUCUGUGUGUGAGUGAGUGAGAGAGUGUGUGUGUGUGUGUGUGUGUGCUAAUCAUUGAGCUGCCUCAUCUCCAGAGUUUACACAAACUUCAUCUACUUGAAUGGCUUUGUGCCUUUGUUUCAUGCUGCUGACUACACACUUGUGCCAAUGGACUAUUAUGCCAAUAAAAGUCAAGAUGAGUGCAUUUUACCAGUUAAUUAUUGUUGAGGUUUUACUACAUCUCAAAUUUGCAGAAGCAGUUUUUAAACAGCUCAUAUAUAAGCAUGAUUUCCAGAGUGUGAUUUUCUUGCUCUUUCUCUUGGUUUCGGUUAAACGUCUUUGUGGCACAUCUCUUUGUUGAAAGGGCUCCAUGACCCGUGCCAAAAAAUAAACCAAGGAGCUAAAUCUGAUAUAAGCUAAGCUAGCAUUAUCACCCAUUAAGACAUUUGACUUCGUUGGAGGGAGACAAGGCAGCCUCUAUGUGCGCCGUGAUGAAAAUGGCUCUCCCUGUCCUCCGGCCGCUUCAUUGAAAUUGUUCCGGCGCACCUUUGAAAGAGUCGACGGAAAAUGCCGAUCACGUCUCAGGAUGCAACACAUGUGAACAAACAAACGACCAUUAAAAGGCUUGGUGACAAUGUGCAGUGUGUGAUCUGCAGGAGACCGACAUGUGGCAGGCUGAGUCUCGGGGCUGCGGUGGACCACGUGGAGGAUAAAUCAGCAACAGAUCACGAACAACAGGGGGCAAAAAAAGAAAAAAGGGAAUCAUGUUUGCCUUGAAAACUAAAAAAAAAUCAUUUCAAGAAUAAAUGUUCAUUAGGAUUCUGGUCUUGAAGCUGGAUGCUGUGAAACUUUGAGCUCUCUGU
Messenger RNA from Platichthys flesus (European flounder), 1609 nucleotides. RefSeq names its product Golgi apparatus membrane protein TVP23 homolog A-like. Lineage: Eukaryota; Metazoa; Chordata; Actinopteri; Pleuronectiformes; Pleuronectidae. The transcript is spliced from 6 exons. The coding region runs from base 140 to 739 and encodes 199 amino acids. Gene Ontology annotation, cellular component: Golgi membrane. Gene Ontology annotation, biological process: protein secretion; vesicle-mediated transport. The record is from RefSeq and is a predicted model, not a curated record.